Pseudogymnoascus verrucosus is the source of this 1510-nucleotide messenger RNA. It is a transcript of the gene SEC14, whose product is annotated as S14 cytosolic factor. Lineage: Eukaryota; Fungi; Ascomycota; Leotiomycetes; Thelebolales; Thelebolaceae. The record is from RefSeq and is a predicted model, not a curated record. Bases 141 to 1217 code for a protein of 358 amino acids. The transcript has 4 exons.
GAUUGCUCCUCCCUCCUACCCUACUGAUAAUCUUGGUAACUGUACAUCCCCAACCUUGUCUCACUCCAAAAACAAACACCCUCAUAAAAUAGUAUCUUUUUCCCCGCCUCCUUAUCUUAAUCCUUCGCUCUCUCUCAAAGAUGGCAGCCCCCGCUGAGAUCGUCCCGCUCAAGACGGACCCGAAAUAUGACGACUACGACUUCCCAACCGUCUCCGCCACGAACCAGCCUGGGCAUGCUGGGCACCUCACGCCGGAGCAGGAGGCUCAGGUGCACCAAUUGAGGAUGUCGUUGGAGCAGAAGGGGUUCACGGAGCGUUUGGAUACUUUGACUCUGUUGAGAUUCUUGCGUGCACGGAAGUUCGAUGUUGCCCUCGCGGAGGUGAUGUUCGUUAACAGCGAGGGCUGGAGGAAGGAGAUCAACCUCGACGACCUGGUCCAGAACUUCGAGUACACCGAGAAGGCCCAGAUCUUCGAAUACUACCCCCAAUACUACCACAAGACCGACAAGGAUGGCCGCCCCGUCUACAUCGAGCAACUCGGCAAGUGCGACCUAACCGCCAUGAACAAAAUCACCACCCAAGAGCGCAUGCUCCAAAACCUCGCCGUCGAGUACGAAAAAGUCUCCGACCCCCGCCUCCCCGCCUGCUCCCGCAAGUCGGGCCACCUCCUCGAAACCUGCUGCACAAUCAUGGACCUCAAGGGCGUCGGGCUCGCCAAGAUCUCCUCCGUCUACGGAUACGUCAAGGAGGCCUCUGCUAUGUCGCAAAACCACUACCCCGAGCGCCUCGGACGCCUCUACCUCAUCAACGCCCCAUGGGGAUUCAGCUCCGUCUUCGGCAUGAUUAAAUCCUUCCUCGACCCCGUUACUGUGGAGAAGAUCCACGUCCUCGGCAGCGGAUACCAGAGCCAGCUUCUCGCGCAGGUCCCGGCUGAGAACCUGCCCAAGCAGUUCGGCGGAUCGUGCGAUUGCGAGGGCGGAUGCGGGUUCAGCGAUGCGGGACCAUGGAAGGAGGCGGAGUUCUCCAGGCCGCCGAAGUGGGCGAAGAAGAGCGGUGAGGAGAAGAAGGAAGAUGCGGCUGUGAUUGAUACUACGGAGGGCAAGGGCGAGACUGUGCCUGCUACUGCUACUGCUACUGCACCUAUCCCAGAGGCGGGUGGUGUGGCGGCAGAGGCCCCGGCGAAGGAGUUUACGGACCAUGGCAUCACACCUGCUUGAGUUGUUGGAUGAUGGAUGAACCUACAAAUGGGUGCGUAUAAAGUGCGGUAGAACAUAACGAGAUUACGAUGGGGUCUCGAUGGGAGGAGGGAAGAAAUUCAACAUUGAGACCUUGGAAUGCAAAUGCAAGCGUAGACUAAGAAUGCGACUCGAGAAUUCGCCGUUUUGUUUUUGUUUGUUUGUAGAGGUGAGAGGUCUGACGGAUGCGGUGUUGCUGAUCAUUUGAAGCCUUUGUCUGUCUUUUGUUGUAUCUAUGAGCGUAAUAUAUAUGAUUCCACACGACUGGAUGGGGG